Molecule: messenger RNA, 306 nt
Organism: Rhizophagus irregularis DAOM 181602=DAOM 197198
Lineage: Eukaryota; Fungi; Glomeromycota; Glomeromycetes; Glomerales; Glomeraceae
Source: RefSeq, a predicted model, not a curated record
AUGCUAUUCAUACCUAAAUCUGAUCCUAUAUCUAGAGAAAAUUUUGAAUUUGAAGGAUUUUAUGGAAUUGAUACUGGAGACAAUCGCACCCCUAAAGUUUUAAAAUAUCAACAUUUAUUAAUCCUUCACAAUGGUCAUAUGAUUCAUGUAUCAAAUCCUAAAUUUACUAUCGAUAGAAUUGAUGUCAAUUUUAGAGAAAAACAACUAUUUUUAUGUAUUCCCUUAGAAUAUUAUGUUCAAAGGCAACAGAUAAAUUCUCGUGGAUUAUAUGAAUUGUCAUCAUCUUUUCUUACUCAACGCAUUUAA